AUGGAUAACUUGACCACACUGACUGUUUUAGAUGAACCAACCCAGCGGCCUGAUGCCAUAGUGUACCCCAGCUAUGCAUACCGUGUAGUGUACGCCACUCUCAUCUUUAUGAUAUCCGCAAUUGGUAUCGUAGGUAACACCUUCGUCAUCCUCGCUGUAAUCGUCUACAAGAAACUCCGCACUAAAACUAAUGUCUUUGUGGUCAACCUGAGCGGGGCUGACCUCUUUAACUGUUUGAAUCUACCGUGGAUGGGGUUCGCUAUUCUUAGCGAGGAUGGCUGGAAGCUACCCGAGUGGAUUUGUAGUGUAGCGGCGAUAGCUUUACUCGUGUCCAUCGGCUCCGGUUUGUAUAGUCUCGGUGGGAUUGCGCUGUGCCGUUGUGCAUUGGUGACAAUGAACCCUACAGAAUAUCAGACUUUCCUGACACGAAGGAGACUAGGCUUCCUCGUGGCUAUCGUAUGGGCCGUACCGAUUAGUCUCACUCUCCUGCCGUUGACAAUCGAUUUGACAUUCAUGGGAUUCAAUGAUAAAUAUGACAUGUGUAUUUGGAGUACUUCGCAUUGGUUCUCAAUGACUUUUAAUGUCAUUGUGUCGAUCUGUUGCUUUCCGUUGCCGCUGUCCGUCAUCGUGGUAUCGUACGCCAAGAUAUGGCGUCAUGUUCGCCAGCACGCUCGCCGUAUGGCCCGGGUGUCGGCACCAACUGUGUCGAGAAUCGUAGAAGGGAAUGGAGCGCGUAAAACCGCCGUCAAUCGACGUCAAAUGGCCGUCACCAUCAACAUGCUCAUCGUUAUCUGUAUCUUCUUGUUCUGCAUCACACCGUACAGUAUGUUGACGGUCUUACCCGGUGGUGAGGCGAUUGUGCCGGCGUUUGGUGUGGUCCUUCUCAGCAACAGCUGUAUUAACCCACUCAUUUACGGCAUACGGCAUCCGGACUUUAAGCUGGCGUUCAAGAAAAUUCUGAGAUGUAAAACUCAAGAAUUGGGUUCUGAGCGGAGUAGAGGACGUUAACUUAGAAUCUUUGGUCAAAGCGAACAAUCCUCUAUCCUUAAUCCUUCGAGCAUCCUCCCGAAGACGAGCAGAGUGCUGUCCGAAACGUCGAGACCAAAACCGGCUCUUCUCGGAGCACUCCUCCCAAAAGAGACUAUUACACAUGGUUGUUCCCGCAAAUUUACCAUUUCAAGCUGCUUCUUACUUUCAAUACAAAGCUUCAAACACCACUUAAACCCCAAGUCGAUAAUACCGGUAAAAAGUAUUGACAUUUUUUAAACCGGGGUGAAAGAAACACAUAGGAAAAUUUUAACAAGUGUUUCGGAGCUUCAAACUGUUUGCAAUGUGGUAUCAUCAAUUACAUUUUUUUCGUAAUGUUCAAGUUGCCACUGACCUGUGCCAAAUUUCAAAGGGCUAGCUGCAAAGUAGCUAAGCGCUUAUGUCUACCCUAAUGAUUACCAGUCGCAAUACCGAGUCACGUGUACAAAUUAUGACUUGUUUCCUGCUUCAUUUUGCUUUUAGCAGAAAAAUGUAAAGCAUUUUUUCCUUAAAAGCACGAAGCAGUUUUCUUAAGCAGCUCUAUGAUGAUGGGCCCAAGCCUCUUUCUAUACUUGUGCAGUGGCUGUCGUAUAAUAUAUAAAUAACAAGACAUCCAUUUUCGAUAGGUUAAAUCGUUUUAUAUUCCAAAUGCAUAAUAAUAGAGCACAGCUGGAUCACUUGCGAUGAUUUCAAUCCACCUUGACUCCUUGCCUUGAUUGAAAAUGUCUAAAUGGAGAUCAUUAUUGAGUUAUCCUAAUGACCCACAAUUUGCUGUUAUAUUCAGUAUACCGGGAACUAAUUCUGCUUCUAGCUACCUCGUAUCGAUGUGUUCAUGGGGCAAUCAUACAACAAUUACAGGCUUGAAUUUACAUGGGAGGACACGGGGGCAUCUAUUGCCCGGGGCUCAA
Asterias rubens (European starfish) is the source of this 1934-nucleotide messenger RNA. Its product is annotated as histamine H2 receptor-like. The record is from RefSeq and is a predicted model, not a curated record. Gene Ontology annotation, molecular function: G protein-coupled receptor activity. Gene Ontology annotation, biological process: G protein-coupled receptor signaling pathway. The coding region runs from base 1 to 1008 and encodes 335 amino acids. The transcript has a single exon. NCBI's taxonomy places the organism in Eukaryota, Metazoa, Echinodermata, Asteroidea, Forcipulatida, Asteriidae. Gene Ontology annotation, cellular component: membrane.